This is a messenger RNA of Porites evermanni, 1181 nucleotides long. NCBI's taxonomy places the organism in Eukaryota, Metazoa, Cnidaria, Anthozoa, Scleractinia, Poritidae. The record is from the annotation of a GenBank genome assembly.
AUGCUGUAUCCUGCAAAUACCAUUAUUACCAAAGAAGGAUGGAAGGGGCAGGAAAUAUUUAUUCUUGUUCAUGGACAGUAAGUACAUUGUACAAAUUGAUAUUAUAUUCCUUCUUGUGUCACGUGUAAUUGGUUCAAUUCAGAUUUUUUUUUAUAGUUUGAACUGCUUUAAGACUGAGUGACUGCCCUAAAGUGAAUAAUACAUGUAUAAAAGAAUAGUUCUAGACCCUCUGUUCAAUAACACAGUGGAACACGUAUCUAUGUGACUACCUCUUAUUAGAUUCGAAACAUCAAAAUUUUCCUGGUCAAAGCUCUGUAACAAAGUUAAACCUCUUAUAACAGACUAACCUUUUCAUUGUUUUUAACUUCUUGUAAUUAACCACUUGCCGCAUGGUCUGACCUCUGACCUGCUCCUUGUUCAUUGAAUGUACUACUCUACUGAAAGUAUACAAAGAACUUCCACUGACAAAUUGAAACCACACAUAUCAUAGCUUAGAAAUUAAGUGCAAUAAAUUCUCUUCCAAAAAGAAAAUGUGUCACGACCUUUCUCGGAAGAGACCCCUUGUGAUUUGAUUUCCAUGAGUGACUAUCUCCCAUAAGCAACCACUAAAUUGCAUUUUGGGCGGUGACUUAUGGGAGGUUUCACACUUUAUAAUGGGCAGUCUCUUGGUGUUGGGGACAGGUGCGAUCAGCAAAUGACGUAAUACAAAAACAUUAAAAGUACACCGCACAAUACCCACACCACAACACAAUAGCUAACCAACAAUAGUUUUCCGCAACACUAAGAAAAACCUGUAUAAUGCACCGUGCCCAAAUAGACCAGGCACUGAUAAGGUGGUGACUGGCAAUCUUUACAGUAAAUAUAGGGCACUAAUUUUUAUUUGCCUUUGCCUUAGAACCUUUAUGAUGAUCCAAGGGAAAAGAAAAACUAGCAUUCAGUUGUUUAGGAAUUUUCAAACCAAAGAAAAAUUUGAACCACUUUGAACUGAGACAACGCUCAAUAUGAACUCACUGGUUGCUCUAUUUGUACUCAACAGGGUUACCUUUUCCACAGGGGACCAAGAGCUUGCUACAUUUGCUGCUGGAGAAAAAGGCUUUUCCUUUGGUGAAGAAGGUAUGUUGUUAUUAACCGCCUUUAAGGGGCUAUACAUGUAUGUAUAUGACACCACAGUUAAGGAGUGA